Leishmania mexicana MHOM/GT/2001/U1103 is the source of this 924-nucleotide messenger RNA. RefSeq lists its product as hypothetical. Lineage: Eukaryota; Euglenozoa; Kinetoplastea; Trypanosomatida; Trypanosomatidae. The coding region runs from base 1 to 924 and encodes 307 amino acids. The record is from RefSeq and is a predicted model, not a curated record. The transcript has a single exon.
AUGCGCGUUCUCGAGCACGCCAACCGCAGAGUUUCACGAGCGGGGCGGACUCCUGUGCACCAUUCCCGAGAGCAAGUUGCGUCUCAGCCGGGCUCACCCCGCGCACUCGAUCUCCUCGUGGAUGUUCCGGGGUUCACCCGUGCUCCCGAGGCUGAUCCUGCGGAAACUCAAUUUGUGAUCCUGACAGCAGGACGUUCACAGACGCCUCCAGUCAGUCAUAACACAGUGCCCUUACCUCUCUCCCUGCUGGACGUCGCGCAGUUUCAUCGAGAAAGGCACCGCGAGCGGCUGCCUUCUUUUGCCGCGUGGAGCAGCAAGGCGGCCCCCACGGCAUUGUUGGAAGGGAUACGGCAAGAUGCGACAAUGAAGAGCAGUCUCGAGCUCUACUGUGGCCCCGCAAGCAAAGAUUUGAUGAUUAUGGACAUUCCCGCCAAUGUGCCCGUCGACGCUUACCUUUGGGAAGGCCUGCUCGUUGCCGAGUCGGUGUUGGAGGCUGACGGUACACUCCUUGUCGUGUCGCCGCACGCACUCCCUGCCCGUGUACGGCGUUUUUUGCAUUGGCGCUUCCUUCGCACGCAUUGCGCCGUUAGCGAGGCCGGCGCAGUGCACUACGCUGUGUGCUCCACUGUGGCCGCCGACUUUGGGGACUCUGCGGUGCGGCGCGACGACUUCCCCGGACAACUUGCUGCUGGAAAGCGGCGGCCUCGAAAGUGGAAUCCCUAUCGCCGGCCGGAGAGGCAGAAAUUCGUGGCGUCGCUGCGGCCAUGGUUUACAAAUGCCCCAUUCAUUAAAGACGCCUUGCGGUGCAGUCUUGAGCGCGAGCGGGACGCCCAGGAGCGACUCCGCGACGCCGACGACGCCUUUUUUGCCGUUGCGCACGAGAUGGUGGAAAAAGGGAUGCACUACUCGCAUCCCAGCGACUAA